Messenger RNA from Trifolium pratense (red clover), 930 nucleotides. Its product is annotated as trafficking protein particle complex subunit 3-like. Bases 177 to 737 code for a protein of 186 amino acids. Gene Ontology annotation, cellular component: cytosol; cis-Golgi network membrane; TRAPP complex. Gene Ontology annotation, biological process: intra-Golgi vesicle-mediated transport; endoplasmic reticulum to Golgi vesicle-mediated transport. The transcript is spliced from 6 exons. The record is from RefSeq and is a predicted model, not a curated record. NCBI's taxonomy places the organism in Eukaryota, Viridiplantae, Streptophyta, Magnoliopsida, Fabales, Fabaceae.
CAACAAAACGAUGACGUUUAAAAAAUGCAGCAGAGAUACACGGAAGUGAGUCACAAAAAUAGCCCCAAAUCAAAUCAGAUUCUCCAACUCGCAAUUAUCAUCAUCAGAGUUGAAGUUGAAUCAAUCAAUCAAUCAAACUAAAGCAAAACAAGUCCGAGUGAGCUCUAACUCUAACGAUGCCUCCUGUUGCUCCUCGAUCUGGCGAUGCAAUAUUUGCUAACAUCGAACGUGUUAAUGCGGAGCUGUUUACUCUCACAUAUGGGGCAAUUGUGCGACAAUUACUUACAGAUCUGGAAGAGGUUGAGGAAGUCAACAAGCAGCUAGAUCAAAUGGGUUAUAAUAUUGGAAUCCGUUUGAUUGAUGAGUUUCUGGCUAAAUCUAAUGUUUCAAGGUGUGUUGAUUUCAGAGAGACAGCUGAUGUGAUUGCAAAGGUUGGUUUUAAAAUGUUCCUUGGUGUUACUGCAUCCGUGACCAAUUGGGAUGCUGAAGGGACGUGUUGUAGUAUUGUUUUGGAGGAUAAUCCUUUGGUAGACUUUGUUGAGCUUCCUGAUAACUAUCAAGGUCUGUACUACUGCAACAUAUUAAGUGGAGUCAUUAGAGGAGCCUUGGAUAUGGUGUCAAUGAAGGCUGAGGUCACGUGGCUACGUGAUGCGCUUCGAGGUGAUGAUGUGUUUGAGUUGCAAGUAAAACUUCUCAAGCAAGUUCCAGAAGAGUAUCCGUAUAAGGAUGAUGAGUAAUAUGUUUUGUAAUGUUGUCCUUCACAAUUUCUUUAUAUUUCUGUCUUGUCUGCAUUUUGAUGAAACUAUAAAUACAAUAGAAGAUCUUUGAUUAAAUCAUUGUGAUAUUGGCUUUGACAGUGGGCUAGGAUCUAUCCUUAUUUCUAACUUCUAAGAGUCCUAUAAAUUCUUGAAUCUGUACUUGUUCUUUUCA